GCAGCGCCCGGUGGGGCGGGGCGGCUACCGGCCCCCGCCCUCUCUGGGCGAGAUACCUGUCGGCCCUGCGGGCCACGUGACCCGAGGGCGGCCCCCGGAACCGUGGGGGAGGGCCACUAGAACCUAGCCCUGGACGCGCGCGCUCACAGGCCUGGCCUGGGCUAAUGCUCAGAACCCGGACUCCCACUCCCCUUAGCAGAACCUGCCUGACUAACGGGGCGACUCCACACUCCGCCCCCACGAGGCUUCCUCCUCACUCCUCCACCAGGAGGCCUUCGCCAAGGGAAGUGCAAAACCAAGGACCUUCUUCAGUCCGUUAGAACUAGUGAAAAUCACCAGGAGGCAGCGUAGAGGUUGAGGGAGUCAUGACGGCUGGUCUGGACGGGUAAUAGAAGUCACCCAUGGUCACAAGGAGUGGUGAAAAUUACCGGGCAUCACCCAAAGGCUUGUAGGGGUAUCACCAUAGGUCGAUUGAGGGGGAGGGAAGGAUGUCAGAGAGCACCAAGGAACCCUUGGGAUCAGUAGUCAGGGCUUGUCCCUACAGGUGCAAAGGCUGGGCCUUAGCCUGGCUUCAGGAAGGGCCCACGGUGCCAAAGCAUGGUUGGAGGUGAGCAGGCCUCGGUGCUGGGGAAGAAAGAAGCGCGUUCCCACCACCUCGGCCCCAGCUCCCAAGAGCGGCACCCCAGACGGCACUGAACCAGAAGCUCCCGACCAGAAGCCUCACUCCUACCCCAGGUGAGGACUGCGACCUGCCGCCUUCCCCCUUGACCACAGGCCUGUUGCCUGGAGAUAUGAGCGUGCUGGGGCGGGGGGGAGGGGGGGGCAGCGGCAAAAGCGCAUUGUGCCCAAAGGGGCUGCAGAUCCUCCAUCUCUUCUCUCCUCCGGACAGUUCCUGUGGAGGGCUCCCAGCACCCUUUCGCCCAGUCAGGCUUGCUGAGGCUCCUUUAUGGUUGAGUCUCCAGGCCGCUCCGGACUUCCCCCGAUUCUCCCAUUUAUGCGACUCAGAAACUGAAGAUGAAUCCAUCGGGUAGGAGGGACUCCAGCCCAGCAGAAGCAGACACAUAGGGAGGGUUGCCAAGCCCCAGCCGAAGCUGGGGCGAGAGCCACACCUCACUCUUUCGGAGAAACUGGGCGCUGCGUCCAGACCUUCGGACAACUGAGAGAGCGAAGGAGCCCAGCGUAGAGGGGGCGCCUACGAGGCUUUGUCCACUAAUUCACACUGCAUCGCGCCCCCAUUUGACGGAUAAGAGACUGAGGCGUCUGGGAGGGUAAUGACUCGCGCUGGGACACGGCGGCCAGGAGGGAGAGGGAAGUAGACGGGUCUUCCAGCGGCUUUGGGCAACAAGCACUUCCCCCUGGGAUGUACGCGAGUGUCUGCGCUCUACUGCCCUACGAGAGACUGCUACCCGGCGCCUGCACACUUAACCCCACCCCCGCGAAGCGCUAAGCCAAUCAGGACCGGAGGGAGGAGGACUUGUCGCUCUUCGGGCUCCGCCCUCCUCUAGAUAAACCUGGAAUGUCAAAUAUUUGUUCUGUGGUCCGGGCGCAACAGCGAGUGCCCGGCGAUUUGGGCAACCAGCUGGAGGCAAAGCUGGACAAGCCGUCAGUCGUGCACUACCUCUGCUCCAAGAGGACCAUCAGCUACUUCACACUCUGGCUGAACCUAGAGCUGCUGCUGCCUGUCAUCAUCGACUGCUGGAUUGACAAUAUCAGGCUGGUCUAUAACAGAACAACCCACGCCACCCAGUUUCCCGAUGGUGUAGAUGUGCGUGUCCCUGGCUUUGGGCAGACCUUCUCGCUGGAGUUCCUGGAUCCCAGCAAAAGCAGUGUGGGUUCCUAUUUUCACACCAUGGUGGAAAGCCUUGUAGGCUGGGGCUACACACGAGGCGAGGAUGUCCGAGGGGCCCCCUACGAUUGGCGCCGAGCCCCAAAUGAAAAUGGGCCCUACUUCCUGGCCCUCCGCGAGAUGAUCGAGGAGAUGCACCAGCUGUAUGGGGGCCCCGUGGUGCUGGUUGCCCACAGUAUGGGCAACAUGUACACGCUCUACUUUCUGCAGCGGCAGCCACAGGCCUGGAAGGACAAGUACAUCCGUGCCUUCGUGGCACUGGGUCCGCCCUGGGGGGGCGUGGCCAAGACCCUGCGCGUCCUGGCCUCAGGAGACAACAACCGUAUCCCGGUCAUCAGGCCCCUGAAGAUCCGGGAGCAGCAGCGGUCUGCCGUCUCCACCAGCUGGCUGCUGCCCUACAACUAUUCCUGGUCACCUGAAAAGGUCUUCUUGCACACGCCCACGACCAACUACACGCUGCAGGACUAUCGCAGGUUCUUCCAGGACAUUGGCUUCGAAGAUGGCUGGCUCAUGCGGCAGGACACGGAGGGGCUGGUUGACGCCAUGGUGCCGCCCGGUGUGCAGCUGCAUUGCCUCUAUGGCACUGGCGUCCCCACGCCAGACUCUUUCUACUAUGAGAACUUCCCAGACCACGACCCUAGGAUCUGCUUUGGUGAUGGUGAUGGCACGGUGAACUUGGAGAGUGCCCUGCAGUGCCAGGCCUGGCGUGGCCGCCAGGAGCAAGAAGUAUCGUUGCAGGCACUGCCAGGCAGCGAGCACAUUGCGAUGCUGGCCAACGCCACUACCCUGGCCUACCUGAAACGCGUGCUCCUCGGGCCCUGACUCCUGUGCCAGGCAGGGCUGUGCGAUGGCCUGGCCACCGCUAUUUCUUCUGGCUUCCAGGGCUACCUUGGCCCAUGAUUUUAGCAGUUUGACUGACCAUCGAAAGCCCUGGAUCUUGGGCUGUGAAAAGCCUGCCAUGUGGAAAUGCUGUUUCUUAUCCUUCCUCUCUGGGAGUGAGGAUGGAAGACAUAGUCUGCACUUACUUGAGGGACCCUUGAUGGAAAGAAUGCUGCUGGUGGUGGAACAGUUGUGACCUCAGGACUGGCUAUGCAGGUGGAUUGGCUGGCACCUGGCCCCAAUCCCCAGCUCUGGGGCCAUGUGUCCCUCCUACCCCUGUGGCCUUUUCAUACUCGCCCACCAGGUCCUGGCUUCUUAGCCUUCCUGUGAGGGAUAUUCCUGAACUGUGGUCCCUAGGAUGGGCUCCUGGUCCCUAGGGUGAACCUUCUCACACACUGGCCACAAGUCAGCCUGCUACCGUGGGUGGCCUAGCUGUCCAGACAGCCUGACAGUGGCUUUCUAGGGGGGCCCAGUUCCCCCUGCAGGCAGGGGUGAGUUGUGUUCUCCAUGGUUCCCAGGGUCUGGGGCAUUCACUCCUACCUCCCUUACCUCUAAGAACUGCUUCACUCAGGACUGGGUAGCAGAUGGCCCCCUGGUUCUAGGGGCUGUGUUCCAGGAGCCCUAAUCUCCUCGGUUGGGCUGUUGCCCACGUUAUUGAUGCUGGCUCCCUUUGCCCUGGGACUGUGGCUGAAAGAUGAGAGCAGGGCCUGCUGCCAUGGCCCUUUAGGUACUCAUGAAGAAGGAGAAUUCAAGGAAGCAGCCAAGGCCAAUCAGAGAUGCCCUGAGCUGCCUUCUUGCCAACACACCACCACAUUGCCACCCUGCCCUAAGGUCUCUAGCCCCGAUGUGGGCUGGCACAGGCCUGAGAGGAGGUAGGAAUCUUGCCCACCCUGCCCAGCACCUGUCCCCACCCCUGGCAGCUUAGUGGCAUUUAGUCAGCAGGGACUAGCCCAGAAACUUGAGUGGGCCCCUGAGGGAGCCAGGUGCCUGGGGGUCCCCUGAGGGUUUUCUUCUGACUCUAGAGGUGCUGUGUGGGUCUCCCCGUGAUAGGAUGGAGAAUCUGGAUCUGCCUUGGUGGCAGUGGUCUUCAGAUGGAUAACAGCCACAGUCAGGCUGGACUGUGCUGUUCUCCUCCAAGGUUUCUGCGGAGUGGGACUUUCUCUGUUGCAUUCCUACCCAGCAUCUGUCUUUCCCUUUGUUCCUGAGUGGCAGACCCCUCAUGGGGCUUUGAGCAGGCUGUACCUCGGUUCUGGCAAUAAAAGUAUUCUGAAUGUUGUAAAGUG
This is a messenger RNA of Phacochoerus africanus (Common warthog), 4008 nucleotides long. RefSeq names its product phospholipase A2 group XV (gene PLA2G15). Gene Ontology annotation, biological process: phosphatidylcholine metabolic process; ceramide metabolic process. The record is from RefSeq and is a predicted model, not a curated record. The coding region runs from base 1517 to 2668 and encodes 383 amino acids. Gene Ontology annotation, cellular component: lysosome. The transcript has 6 exons. Lineage: Eukaryota; Metazoa; Chordata; Mammalia; Artiodactyla; Suidae.